CUGCCCCGGGGGGAGCGCAGCGACGCGGAUCCAGGAGCUGGUGCCACCAGAGGGCUCUGGUUAUUGCGAAGGGACGGGAGGCUGCUCUGGCUUAUGCCUUUGCUCUCUUCCUCUGUGGUGCUGCUGCUGCUGCUCCUUCGCUCAGGAUAUCAGGGGGCUGAGCUUCCUGGGUCAGGCGCUGAGUGCCAGCAGCUGCGUCCAUAGUGACCCAAGAGCCAGGGCUGAGCAGCUGCUGCGCCAGGGAAAGACCUUCAGCGAAGCGCCCUCUGCGCCCGGCCCGCGGGGGGACUUUCUCCGGUGCCUGGGACCUCCCCCGGCUCUGCCCACACCAGCUCCUGAGCCGGAGCCUGCAGAGGCCGGCGGCUGGUGGAGGAGACAGGAGCCGUGUCUCACCAUGGAGCAGUAUGUGCUGCUGGAUCCCCGGCAGAGGGCCCUGUACAGGGAUGUCAUGCAGGAGAGCUACGAAACCCUGAUGGCCCUCGAAUUUCCAAUUUCCAAGCCUGACCUGCUCUCCCGGCUGGACCGAGGGGAUGAGCCGACAGCCCUGGAUCUCCACAUGCCCAGAGGUGGCCGGGCAGCAGCGGAUGGCACAGCCAGUGGGAAAGAGGAGGAGAAACCGCAGCAAGCGAGCCCGGAGGAGCCAGCCUUGGAAAAAGCCGACGGCGCUGGGAAGGCUCCCCAAAGCCCCGAGGCGGGGGAGAAGCCACCGGCUAACAGCGGGGAGAGCCCCAACACCUGCGCAGAGUGCGGCAAGACCUUCAGUCACAAGUCGGCGUUGGCCAAGCACCAGAAGAUCCACACGGGCGAGCGGCCCCACGAAUGCCCCGACUGCGGCAAGACCUUCAUCCAGCGUUCGGACCUGACCAUCCACCGGCGGGUGCACACUGGGGAGCGCCCCUACGCUUGCCCCGACUGCGGGCGCCGCUUCAGCGUCAGCUCAUCCCUGCUGACCCACCAGCGCACCCACGCGCCGGGCGGCGAGAAGCCCAACCGCUGCCCGCAGUGCGGCAAGAGCUUCGCCGACCCCAACGCCCUGACCCGGCACCAGAAGAGCCACCUGGGUGGCAAGCCGUACGAGUGCGGCGUCUGCGGCAAGGCCUUCGCCUGGAGCUCCCACCUGGAGCGGCACCAGCGCAUCCACACGGGAGAGAAGCCCUUUCAGUGCGGGGAGUGCGGCCGGGCCUUUGCCUGGAGCUCCCACCUGGACCGCCACAUGCGCACCCACGCAGCGGCCGUGGAGGAGGAGGAGGCCGAGGAGGAAGCCCCGCCCCCGCCUCAGAGAUGUGCCGACUGCGGUAAGCGCCUCAACCACCAGACGGACCCGCAGCGCUUCAAGCACAAGGGGACGCAGACCCAGGAUGGCGGUGGGGUGGGAGACGGGCCCGGCCAGGUCGAGGAGAGUGGCCCCGAGCGCCCCCACCGCUGCCAACAGUGCGGCAAAUGCUUUAGCCAGAGCUCGAACCUGCUCAAACACCAGCGCGUGCACACGGGCGAGCGCCCCUACGCCUGCCCGGACUGCGGGCGCCGCUUCCGCUGGGGAUCGGCCCUGGCCAAACACCGGCGUACCCAUGCCCGGGAAAGGCCUGCCGAGGACCCAGAGCCGGCCCGUGAGACUGGCGCUGCCGGCAAGCCGUACCCGUGCGGGGCCUGCGGGAAGAGCUUUGGCUGGAUCUCGCACCUGGAGCGUCACCGGCGCAUCCACACAGGAGAAAAGCCCUAUCGGUGCGGGGAGUGCGGACGGGCCUUUGCUGUCAGCUCCCACCUGGAGCGGCACCGGCGCAUCCACACCGGCGAGCGGCCCUACCGCUGCAGCGACUGCGGCAAGAGCUUUGCCGUCAGCUCCACCCUGCUGGCUCACCGGCGCACCCACGCCGUCCGGGAAGGGAGGCCUCACCAGUGCCCUGACUGUGGCAAAGGUUUCACCGCUGCCGCAGCCCUGGAGCGGCACCGCCGGCUGCACCGGGGUGAGAAGCCUUACCAAUGCGGCGUCUGUGGCAAAGGCUUUGCCUGGAGCUCACACUACGACCGGCACCGGCUCACUCACACCGGAGAAAAGCCCUUCCCCUGUGCCCACUGUGGCAAGCGCUUCGGCCGCAGCUCCCACCGCAACCGGCACCAGCGGGCCCACGCCCAGGCUGGCGCAGAGAAACGGCAUGUCUGUCCCGACUGCGGCAAAGCCUUCAGCCUCAGUGCGGCACUGGCGGCCCACCAGAGACUCCACACCGCCGGCACCAACAGCCCACUCUCCCUGCUGCCGCCCACCUGGUGGGAGGCCGAGAGGAGGACCGGGACAACCACGCCACCACCCGAGGCCUGGGCUGAGGAUCCUGCCACCCACUUCCAAUGCCCUGUCCCCUCGUCCUCCCCCCAGGCCUGGGCGACCAAGUCUCUCUCAGCUCCCGGCGCAUGGAGACCAGGGGAAGGGGAGGCCAGUGCUGCUGCCCCUCCAGAGAGCUGGGCCCAGCAACCUCCUCCCAGCAACUAACAUGGCUAAGCAGGGUGUGUGGGGGGAGGGGGAACCCUUGUUUUUGGAGAGAGCCAGAAACGCCCCCUGCC
This is a messenger RNA of Mauremys reevesii (Reeves's turtle), 2556 nucleotides long. RefSeq names its product zinc finger protein 436-like. Bases 395 to 2485 code for a protein of 696 amino acids. Gene Ontology annotation, cellular component: nucleus. The transcript has 4 exons. Gene Ontology annotation, molecular function: RNA polymerase II cis-regulatory region sequence-specific DNA binding; DNA-binding transcription activator activity, RNA polymerase II-specific. NCBI's taxonomy places the organism in Eukaryota, Metazoa, Chordata, Testudines, Geoemydidae. The record is from RefSeq and is a predicted model, not a curated record. Gene Ontology annotation, biological process: regulation of transcription by RNA polymerase II.